Osmerus eperlanus (European smelt) is the source of this 3034-nucleotide messenger RNA. It is a transcript of the gene adra1aa, whose product is annotated as adrenoceptor alpha 1Aa. Gene Ontology annotation, cellular component: plasma membrane. The record is from RefSeq and is a predicted model, not a curated record. The coding region runs from base 834 to 2297 and encodes 487 amino acids. The transcript has 3 exons. Gene Ontology annotation, molecular function: alpha1-adrenergic receptor activity. Gene Ontology annotation, biological process: positive regulation of cytosolic calcium ion concentration; positive regulation of heart rate by epinephrine-norepinephrine; adenylate cyclase-activating adrenergic receptor signaling pathway. Lineage: Eukaryota; Metazoa; Chordata; Actinopteri; Osmeriformes; Osmeridae.
GCGCGCAGUCAGUUUACAGCGGGUGUCUUCCUUGAUUUCGUUGUCUAUUGCUCUUUCUUGUUAUUUUAUGUACUUCCACAUACUAUGGUUGUUACAUAGGCUAUUCAACGAUCUGUUUCGGGUUAUCCAUGGGCAAAGUCAGAGGGACGUCCUGCUCACAGACAGCCCGGUGCUGCUCCUCCUUCCUCUCCUAGACGUCCACGAUGAAGCGGUCUGUGCACACAGCCUCCAGACCUGACACUGACCGGUUCCCUCCCCCAACCUCAAACACAAACAAGGGGCCUGGAGAGAGAGACCUUGUCAGUAUUCGCUGCCCACUCUAAGCAUGUGGAUCCACAUGUGGAUCUAAUUUGCGAUUCAACACCCAUCAACCGUGUCCUGGUGUUAAGUGGAUGAGAAAACUGUCGUUCCCUCAGCAGUGACCACGCAUAACCGCUGGUGAGAACGAGGUCACUCCUUCCCAGCGCCGGGUCGUUGUCUGGUUGCAUAAUAACCUCUGGCCCGGCCUCGUUGACAUCCACACGACUGAUCGCCCUCCUGUUGCUCUGCGACAUUCCUCUUCAAGCACCACGGCCGUAUCAUUUGGACAUAUGGGGGCGUAUGUAUUUUUUUAUAGUUUAUUUUCUCUGGUGCUCCAUCCGACCACUGUAAUGGCUCAUGAGAUAAAGGCGUCAUCAGUCAAAUUAUUCUUUGACAUGACAGACCUAAUGUGAUCAUUAUGCUAAUGGAUUUCAGUUGAGUGCUCUGAUGUCCUUGUUGAAUCGCUGUAAAGCCAGCUGUGUGUUUGGGGCCAGCCUGCCAGUCGACCAUCCCUGUACAGGUCCGUGUCGCGGAUGAGCGCGGCACAGGAACAGACGCUUCCUGUCGCAGACAGUAUGGCACCAGAGCCUCCCGCCCACAACUGCACAGACUGCAGCUCGCCGCUCGCCCCGCCGGUCAGCGUGGUCAAGGCCGUGGCCCUCGGCCUGAUCCUGGGCGUCUUCAUCCUGUUCGGGGUCGUCGGCAACAUCCUGGUCAUCCUGUCGGUGGCGUGUCACAGGCACCUCCGCACCGUCACGCACUACUUCAUCGUGAACCUGGCGGUGGCCGACCUGCUGCUGAGCUCCACCGUGCUGCCCUUCUCCGCCAUCUUGGAGAUCCUGGGCCGCUGGGUGUUCGGGCGUCCCUUCUGCGACGUGUGGGCCGCCGUGGACGUGCUGUGCUGCACGGCCUCCAUCAUGAGCCUCUGCGUGAUCUCCGUGGACCGCUACAUCGGGGUCAGCUACCCUCUCCGCUACCCGGCCAUCGUGACCGAGCGCAGGGCCCUGAUCGCCCUCGUGGGCCUCUGGGCGCUGUCCGUUACCAUCUCCAUCGGCCCGCUGUUCGGCUGGAAGGAGGCGGCGCCGGAGGACGAGACGAUCUGCAAGAUCACGGAGGAGCCGGCCUACGCCAUCUUCUCCGCCGUGGGCUCUUUCUACCUGCCCCUGGCCAUCAUCCUGGCCAUGUACUGCCGCGUGUACGUGGUGGCCCGGCGGGAGAGCCGGGACCUGAGGGAGGGCCGCAAGACGGACAAGUCCGACUCGGAGUGCGUGACGCUGAGGAUCCACCGGGGGAACGCGUCGGCCUCGGAGGAGGAGGCGGCGCUGCGGAGGCGCAAGCACUUUGCGCUGCGGCUGCUGAAGUUCUCGCGGGAGAAGAAGGCGGCCAAGACGCUGGGGAUCGUGGUGGGCUGCUUCGUGCUCUGCUGGCUGCCCUUCUUCCUGGUGCUGCCCAUAGGAUCUAUGUUUCCGCAGUACAGACCUUCAGAAACAGUUUUCAAAAUCACCUUCUGGCUCGGCUACUUCAACAGCUGCAUCAACCCCAUCAUCUACCCGUGCUCCAACCUGGAGUUUAAGAAGGCCUUCCAGAAUGUUCUAUGCGUGCACUGUCUGAGAAAACCAGCCAGACCCUCCCAUCAUCUGAGCCCAGGCCUGGGGCAGAGCCAACCCCAGAAUCAACCCCUCACCCUGGGCCUGGACGGCCGAGGUGCCCCCUCUCGGAUCAGCCCCUCCUCCUCCCUGGGACUCUCCCGGACGCCGUCCUCCAGAGACGGCCGGGAGUGGAGGGUGUUCUCGGAGAGUUCGGCGGCUCCUGGGGUGGAGAGCGGCCGGGCCAAGGUGGCCAAACUCUGCAAUAGGAGUCUACAGAAAACCUGCUGUUGUAUCAGCGGCAGGCCUGGCUCCCGUAGGUCCGGACCUCCACAGCCCUCCAUGCACAGGACCCUGCCCGUCAUUAAGAUACAUCAGCUCUCUCUGUGUGAGAACGGAGAUGCGGUGUGACUUCCGUUCAAUUCAAUUCUCUUUAUUAAUCCCCAAGGAAAUAGCAGAAUCUCAAAGGAAAUUCAUACCUACGAUCUCUGUCUCCAUACUAAUGAUACGCCGCUGUUAAAGAGACAUUAGGAGGACGUUCAUGCAGUGCUGAGCCCUUUUGAGGAGGGAGAAAGAAACUAACAAUGGAUGCUGGAACUGAUUGACGAAAAUUCUCUGAGUUAUCUUCAGAAAUCUAUUCUGAGCUGUGGCACAAUGUGAAAUAAAUGUCUGGAACAUUUUUUGCUUUUGUCCGUCAAAGCUAGAUGUUUUCAGGCUGGUUUCAUUUUGUUUAAAUCCGUAAACCCUUUGUGAAGAUUGUGAUAUUGUCCUACAGUUUACUGUCUAAAGGUAAUGUUAAUCCAAUGUCCAUUGUACUUGACCAUUUUAACAGUUAAUAAUUAUAUGUGGAUUUAAAUAUUCCAGAAAAUGUGUUGGGGUUGUGAAGGCAUUCCCUGAGCAGGGCCAAAUUUGUAUUAUGUCAUUUUUUGUACAUUUUAUAUUUCAGAAGAGUAUAAGAAUAUAUUGAUACUGUAUGUCAAGGCUGGGUAUACUUGGGUAGGUGUGUUUCCUCUGAUCUGCUGACAACCAUCUUACCAAAUAUUUUCCUUGUGUCCUUAUCAUGUACAGUAAGUUGUCUUCCUAUUGUGAGAAUUGUGCCUGUGAUGAAGUGGUUCUCCCCAAGAAGUCUGAGGACAGGCACAAUGUCC